Molecule: messenger RNA, 678 nt
Organism: Motacilla alba alba
Lineage: Eukaryota; Metazoa; Chordata; Aves; Passeriformes; Motacillidae
Gene: S100P
Product: S100 calcium binding protein P
Exons: 2
Coding region: 1-288 (95 amino acids)
Biological process (GO): endothelial cell migration
Cellular component (GO): extracellular exosome; cytoplasm
Molecular function (GO): calcium ion binding; transition metal ion binding
Source: RefSeq, a predicted model, not a curated record
AUGUCUCAGCUGGAAACUGCAAUGGGAAUGACCAUUGCUGUCUUUGACCAGUAUGCAAAGACUGAUGGCAACAGGCAAACCCUCAGCAAAGCAGAACUAAAGACUCUGCUGGAAAAGGAGCUCCCAAACUUCCUCGCGUCUGGGAAGGACAAGAAUGCUAUUGAUAAAGUCUUCAAGAACCUGGAUGAAAAUGGAGAUUCCCAAGUGGACUUCAAAGAAUUUGUCAUCUUUGUGGCAGCUCUGACUUGCUGCUGUCACAAAUAUUUUGAGCAGAAUGCAGCCAAAUAGUUGUCAAACUACUCACAAAAGCUGUCUUUGCAUGUGCUCCAUAUGCCAGUGAUAUGGAUCCCUUCACUCCUUCCCUGUGCUGCCAUGAAGUUUGCAAGCAUGCUGGACUGUAAAAAUAAACCCUACUGAGCUUAUCUCCUAUCCUGAAUGCUAAUUUCUUCUCAUUUGUGGAACAGCCUGGGUUGAAUGACUCCCACUAACUCACACUGAGUAGUUUCUCCCUUUCUCUGGUUUUAAAACGCUUUUCUUAGCCAAAAGGUUCAAUAUUCAUACCUAUGCAGAAGCUGCACAAGAAUAAGGGCUGCUGGAGCCAUGAAUCAGCUGGAGGCUGUUUUUAUACAGCAGCAUCUCUGGGAUGCAUCCUAAAUGCACACAUGUGCCACCACAGCU